Ixodes scapularis (black-legged tick) is the source of this 1206-nucleotide messenger RNA. RefSeq names its product putative acyl-CoA synthetase YngI. NCBI's taxonomy places the organism in Eukaryota, Metazoa, Arthropoda, Arachnida, Ixodida, Ixodidae. Gene Ontology annotation, molecular function: medium-chain fatty acid-CoA ligase activity. The transcript has 9 exons. Bases 1 to 1062 code for a protein of 353 amino acids. The record is from RefSeq and is a predicted model, not a curated record. Gene Ontology annotation, biological process: fatty acid metabolic process.
AUGCGCGGGAAAACCUGUAAUUGGCUGCAUGUUAUAAGCCUGACGAAAAGCACAGUGAUCAUUGCGGCUGCAGCCAUAGCAAUUAAGAGCAUAACGGCAAGAUACAGGAACCGUCGUGAAUUCAUGUGCGCGAACGGAGACUUGAUCUAUGGAUUCGCCAGAACACUGGGCGUGUUUGCUGCGACGAUGUUCGGCUCCACUGUUCUAUUGCCGGGACCUAAGUUUACGGCAAACGACACCCUGGAAGCCAUCACAGAGCACAGAUGCACCAUCGCCACCGGUUCACCGAGCAUGUUCUUUGAUAUGUUGCGUGAGCUUGAAGAAGGAUCGUACGACGUUUCGUCCCUUAGAAAAGCGGUUAUGGGUGGGUCCGUGUGUAAACCUGCCAUUGUGGAAAAGAUAAGAACACGGAUGAAUGCAAAAGGUUUAUACAUCCUGUUCGGUGGCACCGAAACUAGUCCAGUCUUCAGCAGCACGAAUCCUGAUGAGCCAAUGGAUCUCUGGAUUCGGACCGUUGGGACACCGCUGGACCAUGUUGAGGUGAAGGUUGUGGACGCCGAAGGCAGGAUUGUUCCCGUGAACACGGGGGGAGAGCUGUGCACCCGAGGUCCCCACGUCUUCAAGGGCUAUCUUAACGAUGAGGCCAAGACAAAUGAAGCCAUUCGGGACAACUGGUACCACACGGGUGACGAGGGUUCAAUGAGCGAGGAUGGUCGGCUCACAUACCUGGGCCGCAUCAAAGAGAUGAUCAACUACAGGGGCUUGAAAGUGCCGCCGCUGGAGAUUGAGAAUGUCCUCAGCACUCACCCGGACCUGGAGGAGGCGCAGGUGAUUGGAGUACCGGACGAGCAGACAGUUGAACGAGUAUGUGUCUGGAUCAAACUGAAACCAAAUAAAACCUUAUCCCCAGAAGACAUCAAGGCAUUUUGCAAGGAAAAGGAGUUGCACUGGUACAAGAUACCGGAAUACGUGCUGUUUGUGGACUCCUUCCCGAGGACUCAGACCGGAAAAGUCCAGAAGCAGAAAAUGCGGGAGGACAGUGUGCGGCUCCUUAACCCGUGAAGAAAGAUCAAUGUGAAACAAAGAAACAAACGGAAAAAUUUUUUUACUCUAAACAAUUUUGUGUAUUCACUGGCGUGGAAGCAUUGUCUCACUGGAAGGAAUACGCCAUCGACCGCGAGCGCUGCUUCGUAAAACAUUUAAUAG